AUGGUGCUGGUUAAACAGGCCGUGAUGAGAACCUACAGAGAACCUGACAGAGAACCUGACAGAGAACCUACAGAGAACCUGACAGAGAACCUGACAGAGGACCUGACAGAGAACCUGACAGAGAACCUGACAGAGAACCUGACAGAGGACCUGACAGAGAACCUGACAGAGAACCUGACAGAGGACCUGACAGAGAACCUGACAGAGAACCUGACAGAGAACCUGACAGAGAACCUGACAGAGGACCUGACAGAGAACCUGACAGAGAACCUGACAGAGAACCUGACAGAGGACCUGACAGAGAACCUGACAGAGAACCUGACAGAGGACCUGACAGAGAACCUGACAGAGAACCUGACAGAGAACCUGACAGAGAACCUGACAGAGAACCUGACAGAGAACCUGACAGAGAACCUGACAGAGGACCUGACAGAGAACCUGACAGAGAAACCUGACAGAGAACCUAGAACCUACAGAGAACCUGACAGAGAACCUGACAGAGAACCUACAGAGAACCUGACAGAGAACCUGACAGAGGACCUGACAGAGAACCUGACAGAGAACCUGACAGAGGACCUGACAGAGAACCUGACAGAGAACCUGACAGAGAACCUGACAGAGAACCUGACAGAGAACCUGACAGAGAACCUGACAGAGAACCUGACAGAGAACCUGACAGAGAACCUGACAGAGGACCUGACAGAGAACCUGACAGAGAACCUGACAGAGAACCUGACAGAGAACCUGACAGACGACCUGACAGAGAACCUGACAGAGAACCUGACAGAGAACCUGACAGAGAACCUGACAGAGGACCUGACAGAGGACCUGACAGAGAACCUGACAGAGAACCUGACAGAGAACCUGACAGAGAACCUGACAGAGAACCUGACAGAGGACCUGACAGAGAACCUGACAGAGAACCUGACAGAGAACCUGACAGAGAACCUGACAGAGGACCUGACAGAGAACCUGACAGAGAACCUGACAGAGAACCUGACAGAGAACCUGACAGAGGACCUGACAGAGAACCUGACAGAGAACCUGACAGAGAACCUGACAGAGAACCUGACAGAGGACCUGACAGAGAACCUGACAGAGAACCUGACAGAGAACCUGACAGAGGACCUGACAGAGAACCUGACAGAGAACCUGACAGAGGACCUGACAGAGAACCUGACAGAGAACCUGACAGAGAACCUGACAGAGAACCUGACAGAGAACCUGACAGAGAACCUGACAGAGAACCUGACAGAGGACCUGACAGAGAACCUGACAGAGAACCUGACAGAGAACCUGACAGAGAACCUGACAGAGAACCUGACAGAGAACCUGACAGAGGACCUGACAGAGAACCUGACAGAGAACCUGACAGAGAACCUGACAGAGAACCUGACAGAGAACCUGACAGAGAACCUGACAGAGAACCUGACAGAGAACCUGACAGAGAACCUGACAGAGAACCUGACAGAGAACCUGACAGAGAACCUACAGCUUUCAUAA
Molecule: messenger RNA, 1503 nt
Organism: Knipowitschia caucasica
Lineage: Eukaryota; Metazoa; Chordata; Actinopteri; Gobiiformes; Gobiidae
Source: the annotation of a GenBank genome assembly